UUGUCAGGCAAACCUCUGCUUGUAAGCAAAGUGCACAGUCUGUAAAAUGUGUAGAUGCGUUUUGUCUGCAUUUUCCUGCAACAGGUAGCCGUGAGAGAUGAGUUGCUGUCAUGCGCCUGCGACCGGGGAGGUCCGGCCCGGCGCAGCACGGGUCCUAGUGACUGAGCUGAGUGGAUCAGGCCACAUCAACCCAACCCCUGCCCCGAAACCGCGUGAGGACUAUGAAACAGCAGUGGACCUUUACCUCUCUCAAGAGAAGCUGGAAUCGCUGUGUGGAACUCGGGAUCUCUCUAAUAUGACCUCGCUGGAGAUCUACGUAGACACACAAGAAAACACGCUGGGUAACUUUGGUGCCUACUUGCCCAAGCUGCAGAAGCUCAAAAUGAACAACAGCGCCGUGAAGUCAGUGAGAGACCUGGGAACCACCCUCUCCCAGCUGCAGGUGCUGUGGAUGUCUCGCUGCUCCCUGCAAGACCUAGAUGGCAUUUGUACUUUCACUUCCCUCAAGGAGUUGUACGUGGCCUAUAACAAUGUGUCAGACCUGAGUCAGGUGGGCAUGCUGGAGAACCUGCAGCUGUUAGAUCUGGAAGCAAAUGACGUGGAUGACCUCGUCCAGAUUCAGUAUCUGGGGUUGUGUGGCAAACUCCACACGCUCAGCUUGGAAGGAAACCCUGUGUGUGCGCACCCAAACCCCACUGCCAUCCAGACGGCAGACUAUAGUUAUCGGGCUGCAGUGAGGGAGUUGGUCCCUCAGCUGCGUUACCUAGACGAUUUAAAGGUGGAGGAGGACGGGCUGAGCUCCAGCAGCACCGUGGGAGAGGACUUGGCCAUUCUCAGAAACUCCAUCAGAGACUGCAACUCCUCUCAGGCAGCUACUGAAGACGCGGGUACAGCAGACAGUGCAUGUCCUUACAGCCGACCUGGCUCAGCCAGGCGCCCUGCUUCCAGCCGCUCCUGCGUCCGGCCCCUCUCGUCAGCAGGCUCCAGACCCCAUCCUGGCUCCAGACCCAUGUCAGCGACCAGGCCUGGAUUUCUCUCCCCUCCUGGAUCUCGACCUGGUUCUGCAGACUCUGAUCUGGCAACAGUAGAAGCAGAAGCCAGCAUCCUUACGCAUGGAGCUGGCAAGAUUCUCUUCUGUGGAAACCCAGUCCAGGCUGUUCGAGCAAGGCGAGAAAUGUUGAGGACAGCACCUACCAGAUCUACUUUCACCCCCCGUGACCUUCCCAUCCAUAUACCAGAACACACAUACGACAUUGAGGAGACUGAUGUUAGGGAAUGCAUUGAUGUUGUCGCGGAGCUUAGAGCUUGGAGGGAGCAGCACAGCAGGCGUCUCCAGGCCAUAGAGACAGAAAGAUUGCCACAGGUCCUGGCUAUUUGUCACAGUGAUGAAGAAAAGGGGGGAGAUGAUGACGAAGAAGAAGACGGCUUUAGUGGCGUAAGGAAGCACAGUAGUGAUGAAGAACAUGGAGCGGAGAUGCAUGGUGACAGCCGAGAUACUGCCUCACCAGAUUCCUCUUUCCAGGUUCUUUCCCCAGCCCUGCGUCACAGAGAAGCCUUGGCCCCUGGGGUGGCUGGACUCUCCCUGUCCUCAGACACCACACUGUCCCCUUCUCCCCCCACCAGUGCCAUGCUAACAACUGGAAAUCACAAGCCACCAGGGCUCCGUGCACGUAGGCUUCGACUCAGCCAGACCAACUCAGAACAUUUAUCUGAUUUCAGCAGAGUAGGGCGCUCGCCUAGGACAGGUACAACUGCUGGAGACACAGACCUGAAACUCCAGAGGGUCCAGCAGUUCGCUACGACCAACAAGCCUCUUUUGCCCAAGCUUGCAUACGUACCCCGCCCACCUCCAACAAGUGCCCUUGGUAAAGGGCUCAUGGGUUCAUGUGCAGAGAUGGACUUAUCCAGUCAACGAUCUGGCAGCAAGCAGCUUCAAAUCCCUCCAAUGUCCAAACUCCUGGACAGACCAGCGAUUACUCGUCCUCACACAGCCAGAGCAGCUCUACAGAAACAUCACCAGCACCACACAAACCAGCCCUGCAGAGGGAGCUCACACCCAGACUGACACCAGAGUGGGCAGAUGCUUGACUGUCUGGCUAGCGUUCUCUGUAUGAUCCGUGUGACAUUCCCUUCAGAACAGACUGAUAGCAUGAAGGCCAUUAAGGGUCAUUCACACCUAUACUUUGAGAUGGGUUGGAAACACCGGUAUUUGGACAUAUGAUGCUCUCUUUGUCUGUCUUUUUUUAAUAAAGAUCUGUAAGGUAUAGAAAGCAUUCUCAGAAAUGUUGGGACUGACCAACACACCAGUGCUGUAACAUGAGUGAUGGAGUCAUUAAUAUGAGUAACAGUGUAAUCAGAGGACUUGCUAUAUGCUGAGAUUGUCCCUCUUAAGCUACUGAGUUGCUGGUUUUCUGGUGGCUGCUCUAUGGAUGAAAAAUAAAGAGAGAUGUAAUACCUCACAUUUGCAUUUCUCAGGUUGAAACAUUCAAUUAAUAUAACUUAAAUGCUACAUUGUGUUUUGCCCAAUUAAAACAGCUUUUUAUAUUCUCUUUUUAAUUGAAACUGAGCUGUAAAGUUGAUGAAAGGCAAAGGCUUUGAGAUGCGGUUUCCUGCAGUGACUGUGAUUGUUUUGACAUUCAUGGUGUAAU
Molecule: messenger RNA, 2648 nt
Organism: Anarrhichthys ocellatus (wolf-eel)
Lineage: Eukaryota; Metazoa; Chordata; Actinopteri; Perciformes; Anarhichadidae
Gene: lrrc56
Product: leucine rich repeat containing 56
Exons: 13
Coding region: 98-2065 (655 amino acids)
Source: RefSeq, a predicted model, not a curated record